GACGCGUUGUUCCUCUGACUCGCCUUCAUCGCAGGCGCAUCGCAUUCUUCUGGGAGUCGACACGAAACACACACACCGACAUUUUACACCGAACGGAUAUAUUUACUCGAUCAAACCCAGCACUGUUUGUUGGACGCGCCGAGGAGAGCAGCAGAAUGGGCUGUCGAGAGGUUUUCGUGUUCCUGAUGGUCGCGACAUCGACGCUCGCUGAGGUUCCCUCAGACUCUGGUACCGGACUGCUGGCCGAGCCACAGAUCGCAAUGUUCUGUGGGAAACCCAACUUGCACAUCAACGUUCAGACUGGAAAAUGGGAACCCGAUCCGUCUGGAACCAAGAGCUGUGUCGGCACUAAAGAGGGAAUCCUGCAAUACUGCCAGGAGGUGUAUCCAGAGCUUCAGAUCACGAAUGUGGUGGAGGCCAAUCAGCCGGUCAGCAUCAAGGACUGGUGUAAGAAGGGCCGUAAGCAGUGCCGCAGUCACAUGCACAUCGUGGUGCCCUACCGAUGCCUGGUGGGCGAGUUCGUGAGCGACGCUCUGCUGGUUCCUGAUAAGUGUAAGUUCCUGCACCAGGAGCGCAUGGACAUGUGUGAGAGUCACUUACACUGGCACACCGUCGCCAAAGAGUCGUGUGGCGACCGCAGCAUGAAUCUCCAUGAUUAUGGGAUGCUGUUGCCGUGCGGGAUCGACCGUUUCCGGGGCGUUGAGUUCGUCUGCUGCCCGUUGGAGGAGUCGUCUGACAGCGCAGUGAUGAAGGACGAGGAUGAGGAUGAUGAUUCUGACGUGUGGUGGGGAGGAGCAGAGGCCGAUUACAGCGAGAACAGCAUGACUCGAGACGCGGACGCCGAACCCGCUGUGGUGGAGGAUGACGAGGAUCCAGACGAGGAAGAGGACGAGGCUCAGGACAACGACGAAGAUGGAGACGGAGACGAGGACGAGAAGGAUGACGAGGUCAUCGACGAGCGCCGUGACAACGGGCAGAGCACCAGCGUUGCCAUGACGACCACCACGACCACGACGACCGAGUCUGUGGAGGAGGUGGUGCGAGAGGUGUGUUUUGCGAGCGCAGAGACGGGCCCCUGCAGGGCCAUGUUGCCGCGCUGGUAUUUUGUGCGCGAGGAGGGCCGGUGCGCGCCCUUCAUCUACGGUGGCUGCGGAGGGAACCGCAAUAACUUUGAGUCGGAGGAAUACUGUCAGUCUGUCUGCAGCAGUGUGUUGCCGACUCCCUCCUCCAGUCCUCCUGACGCCGUGGACCGAUACCUGGAGACGCCGGCCGACGAGAACGAACACGCUCACUUUCUGAAGGCCAAGGAGAGUCUGGAGGCCAAACACCGCGAGCGCAUGUCUCAGGUGAUGAGGGAAUGGGAAGAGGCCGAGAGACAGGCGAAGAGUUUACCGCGGAACGACAAGAAGGCCGUGAUCCAGCGCUUCCAGGAGAAGGUGGAGGCGCUGGAGCAGGAGGCGGCCGGUGAGCGGCAGCAACUGGUGGAGACGCACAUGGCUCGCGUGGAGGCGCUCCUGAACGACCGGCGCCGGCUGGCUCUCGAGAGCUACCUGUCCUCCCUGCAGAGCGACCCGCCACGGCCUCGGCAUGUGUUCAGCCUGUUGAAGAAGUACGUGCGCGCCGAGCAGAAAGACCGUCAACACACACUCAA
Molecule: messenger RNA, 1651 nt
Organism: Pimephales promelas (fathead minnow)
Lineage: Eukaryota; Metazoa; Chordata; Actinopteri; Cypriniformes; Leuciscidae
Source: RefSeq, a predicted model, not a curated record